AUGAGUGCAUCCACCACUGUGAAGGUCGAGGACCAAGUUCCCGACACCCAGGAGGCCUCUCAAACCGCUAAUGGUAGUGCCCCACCUGUCAACUGGGAGUCCGAGAUUCAGCUUGUGUCCUCAUUAGCAAAACUCCAGGAACUUGAACGAAAAAUUCAUGAAUUGCGCCACCUGGUGCCCAACAAGCUCUUGGAGCCACUAGCCAGCCUCUCAUACCAAAGCGAGCCAUCAAGUAUCUCAUUUGCAGACUCUCCGGUCCUUUUGCGCAAUGGACUAGAUCAAGCCGCGCGCACUCAGCUCGCCAAUAUCGAGAGCUUCAAGUCCACGUGGCAGGGCCCAGACCUGACGCCUGUCUGGGCACAUGUCGAAUCCCGCAUCAAGGAAUCUAAUGGUCAAAUCCUGCAACCAACGGGACUGUGGGAACGAGACUAUGAUGUGAUUCUAGAGGAACUGCUCCAAACUGAGAAGAGCAAAGAAGAGGAGCGUCUACGUGAGGAAGAAGAGGUUGAGCGGACCAAGGCACAGGCUUCAGAGAGUGGUUGGCAAGGAGUCGUUGAGAGCUUUAUUCAACGGAACGUGCCUGGGGUUCGUAUCAUCAAGGGACAAGGAGCGCAGUCGCUGGCGAUCGCGCUUUCGAAGGCCGGAAUUAUCUUCCAUGUCGAGGGGUUGAAGGAGAAUGAUGUCCCGGGAGUGGCCGAGUGGCAUGUUUCGAGCAAAGCGCCGCCAGGACGAGUGCCAACGAAGAUGGAGAAUUCAAUCAUUGAGUGUCUGAACUCGCGGUCACGGAAGUGGGAUCUCGCGUUCUUGUUGGACAUGAUAUCUUCAUAUGCAGAUCUCAAGCAGACUACAUGUGUGAAGUGUAACAAGCUCACCAACGACUCUGCCCAAUUGCCGAUCAUUCGACGAGCCCAGUCCACCAAUCCUUCGACGCAGGAUCCACGAGUCUUCGCAUUCGAUGCAUUGCAUUCUAGCUGUGCCUAA
Molecule: messenger RNA, 981 nt
Organism: Penicillium daleae
Lineage: Eukaryota; Fungi; Ascomycota; Eurotiomycetes; Eurotiales; Aspergillaceae
Product: RNA polymerase II mediator complex subunit MED27 domain-containing protein
Exons: 3
Coding region: 1-981 (326 amino acids)
Cellular component (GO): mediator complex
Source: RefSeq, a predicted model, not a curated record